AUGGCCAGUUUAGUUGCUAUCCUAGAUGUCAAGGGAAAGUCCCUCAUCCAACGAUCUUACCGAGACGAUGUCCCUCCGUCCUACAUUGAAAGAUUCUUGCCCUUGGUACUGGAGAUGGAAGAGGAGAACGUGCAGGUGACGCCUUGCUUCUCGGACGAAGGAAUCAAUUAUAUGCAUAUCAGGCAUAACAAUCUGUACCUACUUGCCCUCUCGAAACGAAAUUCAAAUGCGGCCGAGAUCAUCUUCUUCCUCCAUCGAUUAUGUUCAGUCCUGACAGAAUACUUCAAAGAGCUCGAAGAGGAAUCAAUCAGGGACAAUUUUGUGAUCAUAUACGAGCUGUUAGAUGAGAUGAUGGAUUUUGGAUUCCCUCAAACGACCGAAUCUAAGAUAUUGCAGGAGUAUAUCACCCAAGAAUCACAUAAACUCGAAGUACAAGCUAGACCUCCUAUGGCUGUGACCAAUGCUGUUUCGUGGAGAUCUGAGGGAAUCAGGUAUAGGAAGAACGAGGUGUUUUUGGACGUUGUGGAGAGUAUCAAUCUUUUGGUCAAUGCAUCCGGGAACGUCAUACGAUCGGAGAUCCUUGGUGCAGUCAAGAUGAAGUGUUACCUCACAGGAAUGCCCGAAUUGAGAUUAGGUCUAAAUGACAAGGUCAUGUUUGAAGCUACAGGACGAGGUGCCCGAGGGAAAUCGUUCGAGAUGGAGGACGUCAAAUUCCAUCAAUGUGUACGACUUUCUCGAUUUGAGAACGAUCGAACUAUAUCUUUCAUACCACCUGACGGCGAAUUUGAAUUGAUGUCCUAUCGGCUCUCUACACCUGUCAAACCCUUGGUCUACGUAGAAGCUAGUGUGGAGAAUCAUAGAGGCUCAAGAGUAGAAUACAUGGUGAAGGUCAGAGGCCAAUUCAAGAGAAAGAGUACAGCCAACAACGUGGAGAUUUUUGUCCCCGUCCCAGAUGAUGCUGACAGUCCCAAAUUCAGAACAUCGGUGGGAUCGGUCGUGUAUGCUCCAGAGAAAUCAGCAUUUGUCUGGAAAAUCAAACAGUUAGGUGGUGGAAGGGACUAUAUGAUGAGAGCACACUUUGGUCUCCCUAGUGUUCGAAAUGACGAAAUCGAUAAGCGAGCGCCUAUCUCAGUCAAUUUUGAGAUUCCCUACUUUACUGUCUCAGGUAUACAGGUCAGAUAUCUCAAAAUCGUAGAGAAAUCAGGUUAUCAGGCUCAUCCCUGGGUCAGAUAUAUUGCCAAAAACGGAGACGAUUACGUCCUUCGAACGAUUACCGACGCCAAAUCCUCCUCUAUUAUCGCUCCUCUUUGA
This is a messenger RNA of Kwoniella botswanensis, 1311 nucleotides long. RefSeq lists its product as uncharacterized. The record is from RefSeq and is a predicted model, not a curated record. The transcript is spliced from 12 exons. Gene Ontology annotation, biological process: vesicle-mediated transport; intracellular protein transport. Bases 1 to 1311 code for a protein of 436 amino acids. Gene Ontology annotation, molecular function: clathrin-cargo adaptor activity. Lineage: Eukaryota; Fungi; Basidiomycota; Tremellomycetes; Tremellales; Cryptococcaceae. Gene Ontology annotation, cellular component: clathrin adaptor complex; clathrin-coated vesicle.